Molecule: messenger RNA, 739 nt
Organism: Helianthus annuus (common sunflower)
Lineage: Eukaryota; Viridiplantae; Streptophyta; Magnoliopsida; Asterales; Asteraceae
Exons: 1
Coding region: 82-531 (149 amino acids)
Source: RefSeq, a predicted model, not a curated record
ACAACCCUAAUUCUCUCUCCUCAACUCACUCUCCCCCUUUCUCUCUCUACAAAUUUUACACUUUACCCCCUGCCACCUUUCAUGGCCGAAUCACAAUCCAAACGCCUCCGCGAAGACGACGUCGUUUCCACAACCGAAACAACAAAACGUCAUAGAAACACUUACAUUAACGACCAACAAGAAACAACCACCACCCAAGAGUUACUAGAUUUCUUCACAAGUCUCUCUUCCGACCCGUUUCUUGUUUUUGCCCCACAACCCGAACCCGACCCAGAUGCUAACAAUAAUAAUAAUAAUAUUAAUGAUGAUGAGAAAGAAAGUGUUAUUAGACACCUUCUUGAAGCUUCUGAUGAUGAACUGGGUAUACCCAGGAGGGCUGAUGAUGACGUCAGCGGCGGUGGUGGUGGGGUGGAUGAUGACGUCACGGGUGGAGGUUGUGAUAUGGUGGAUUUGUGUGAUGGGUUGUGGGAGCUUGAAGAUGAGGCUGCAAAUUAUUACACUUUGUUGCAGUCUGAACUCUUUAUGCAAUAGUUUUAUUGUUUAGGGGUUAGAAGUGACAAUAUACAGAUAAUGUGUGGGGGUGUUAUGGGAAUGAGAGUUUAUCGGAUGUUCAUUUUGGACCCUUUUACUCUAUGAGAGUUUCUGAAUUGCCCCUCAUGUUUUUUCUGUUUAGACUGUUGAAAUUUAGAAAGAAAAGAAUGUGCAUUGUUAGCUAUUAAUUUUUAUUUGUUUAUAUUAA